UUCAAAAUUGUCUAAUCCUAGAGGAUCGGUACAAUGGCCUAAGGGAAGAUCUGCUCAUUCCAGUGUAUUGAUUAACACUAGCUCAGGACCACACCUACUAGUGGUGGGUGGUAUGACCUAUGAUUUUUGGAUAUUCGAUAUUAUAAAUAAAUUAUGGAAGCAACUGCUUAAUAUGCCAAAGAAUGUCACUAAUAGAUACAAUCAUUCUCUCUCAGUAUUAAAUGUGACACCAGCCACUAACUGGAUAAUUAUUUUUGGAGGACUCACAUCAUACAAUGAUACAGCAGUUGUUGAACUCAGAUAUACUGGUAAUGAUGAUUGGUCUACUAGUAUAAUACCUCUGGACCAGUAUCAAGAGAAACUACAAGAAAGGAGAAGAGAAUGGAAAGCACCUCAACCUGUUCAAUCUGAAGAUAGAAGAGAAAUAGAGACAUGUGUACUGCAAAGGGAACUACAGAAGGAGAGAAGAGAAAAAGAACAAUUUAGAACUGAACUACAGCAACUUCAACAAGCACAGCAACAAGGUCAAGAAAGAGCGGGAGAGGCAAAGGAAACAGAGAGGCAGGCCACGGAACAAAAGCAUGACUUUGAUCAACUGCUUCAAGAUUUUCAACGACUGCUUCAAGAGCAAGAUGAGCAAUUUCAACAAACACAGCAACUAGGACAAGAAAGAGAGAGACAGGCCAGGAAGAAAGAACAAGAUCUUCAACAACAGCUUCAAGAUCUUCAACAACAGCAACAAGAAAGAGAGAGGCAGACCAGGGAACAAGAGCAACAGCUUCAGGACCUUCAAAGACUGCUUCAAGAGCAAGAUCAGCAACUUCAACAAGCACAGCAAGAAGGACAAGAAAGAGAGAGGCAGGCCAGGGAACAAGAGCAUGAUUUUCAACAACUUCUUCAAUAUCUUCAAACACAGCAACUAGGACAAGAAAGAGAGAGGCAGGCCAGGGAGAAAGUGCAAGAUCUUCAACAACAGCUUCAAGAUCUUCAACAACAGCUUCAAGAGCAAGAUCAGCAACUUCAACAAGCACAGCAAGAAGGACAAAAAAGAGAGAGGCAAGCCAGGGAACAAAAACAUGAUUUUCAACAACAUCUUCAAGAUCUUCAAACACAGCAACAAGGACAAGAAAGAGAGAGGCAGAAGCGAGAGCAAGAUCUUCAACAACAGCUUCAAGAUCUUCAACAACUGCUUCAAGAACGAGAUCAACAUCUUCAACAAGCACAGCAGCUAGGACAAGAAAGAGAGAGGCAGGCCAGGGAGAAAGUGCAAGAUCUUCAACAACAGCUUCAAGAGCAAGAUCAGCAACUUCAACAAGCACAGCAAGAAGGACAAGAAAGAGAGAAGCAGGCCAGGGAACAAGAGCAAGAUCUUCAACAGCAGCUUCAAGAUCAUCAAAGACUGCUUCAAAAGCAAGAUGAGCAACUUCAACAAGGACAAGAAAGAGAGAGGCAAGCCAGGGAACAAGAGCAAAAUCUUCAACAACAGCUUCAAGAUCUUCAAAGACUGCUUCAAGUGCAAGAUCAGCAACUUCAACAAGCACAGCAAGAAGGACAAGAAAGAGAGAGACAAAUUCAACAGGCAAGGGAAACAGAACAAGAACUUCAACGACAACUGCAAGAAAGAGAGCAACAGCUUGGGGAAAGAGAAAGAGAGUUCCAAGAAAGGGAGAGGCAACUUGAAGAGCAAAUACAAGUGGUAGAGUCUUCCUGGGUAGUGAAUAGAAGAGAGAUUACAAUGACAGAGGUAGUCCUUGGUAAAGGAGGAUGGGGAGAGGUCAAGGUAGCUAGUUUUCGUGGUCUGAAGGUUGCUGCAAAGUGUCUUUAUGACAUUAUCAUUUCUGCUCAUAACAUUAGGAAAUUCUCUCAUGAAAUGAAUAUUGCUUCUGAAAUACGUCAUCCUAACCUCCUUCAGUUCAUAGGGGCCACUACAGAGGGUAAUCCAAUCAUCCUGACAGAGCUAAUGCCAACCAGCCUAAGAAAGGAAUUAGAGACUGGAGGACUGGCCUAUCCUGCCAUACUGAGCAUCAGUUUAGAUGUAGCCUAUGCUCUCAAUUACCUUCAUCUCUUCAAGCCUCAUCCUAUACUACAUAGAGAUAUUAGCAGUGCUAAUGUACUCCUCCAGCCAAUGGUAGGAGUAUGGAAAGCUAAAGUGUCUGAUUACGGUACAGUUAGUUUUCAGCCUCUUGCUAAAACAUGCAAUCCUGGUAAUCCUGUCUAUUCAGCUCCAGAAUCUCCUUACCCAAUACAACAUUCUCCUGCAAUGGAUGUCUUCAGUUAUGGUGUCCUCCUUAUUGAGAUGGUUCUUUGUCAGUUUCCAGAGGAAGACAAGAGUAUGAGAGAGGCUCAGAUUAAAGCUAUCAAGAGGCUGACAUUGAAGAAUCUCAUUGAACGUUGUCUGAUAGAGAACUAUAGGCAUCGUCCAACAAUGUCUGACAUUAUAAAAGAAAUAAAUGAAAGCAUCUAGUGAAGCAGUGUACACUUCAUUGAACUCAGUAUUGCCCUCUGAUCCAUUCUGGGUACCCUCCACUGAAAUGGAAUUAGAACAUUAUCAGUCACUGUCUGAGAGUCAAGCAAGAAUAAAGG
Amphimedon queenslandica is the source of this 2583-nucleotide messenger RNA. RefSeq names its product trichohyalin-like. NCBI's taxonomy places the organism in Eukaryota, Metazoa, Porifera, Demospongiae, Haplosclerida, Niphatidae. Gene Ontology annotation, molecular function: ATP binding; protein binding; protein kinase activity. The record is from RefSeq and is a predicted model, not a curated record. The coding region runs from base 113 to 2464 and encodes 783 amino acids. Gene Ontology annotation, biological process: protein phosphorylation; necroptotic signaling pathway. The transcript has 4 exons.